AUGGACCUUUGGCUCUAUAUGUUUUUCAUCCCUCUGGUUUUUAACCUUGAACAAAAUUUAUCCUGCAUGGAUGAUCAAUGCCGUAUCUUAGCAUUUCCAUCCACUCUGUUCUUCGUCGGAGAACGUCUAAUUAACCACACCAUAGCAAACAUCAGUGUGAUUGACAGGGACACGUGUGAAUAUCAUUGCUACCUGCUCCAUAACUGUGUUAGUGUGAACUUUUAUUUUGGACAAAAUGGAGGAGAAGCACACAACUGUGAACUAAAUAACUCAACGAGUAAAGAACACGAGAGGGAUCUGGCGAAAGCAGCGAGCUACGUAUACCACGGGACGAAUGUACGAGCUAUUGUCAAUGUCAAUUCUUUGGCGUUUAGCAUUGGAUUAGAGCUGAAGGCAUAUUUUUUAUAA
This is a messenger RNA of Pocillopora verrucosa, 408 nucleotides long. NCBI's taxonomy places the organism in Eukaryota, Metazoa, Cnidaria, Anthozoa, Scleractinia, Pocilloporidae. The record is from RefSeq and is a predicted model, not a curated record.